Messenger RNA from Knipowitschia caucasica, 591 nucleotides. The record is from the annotation of a GenBank genome assembly. NCBI's taxonomy places the organism in Eukaryota, Metazoa, Chordata, Actinopteri, Gobiiformes, Gobiidae.
AUGAUCGCCGGCCUUUUCGGGUUGGGUCUGGUCUUGCUUCCGACAGUUGACGACUACAACGUGGAUGCUCCUUCUGAUCCCGUGGCGUUUUGGAAAGGGGCCUUUGGUUGGGCGUUGUCAGCUCUCGCAGGGCUAUGGAUGGCCCUUGCGCUUGUCGGAUACAGAUCGCUAAAGGAGAAAGUUGGCGUUGGAACGGCCCUUUUCACCGUCAGCUGGACUGGUUGCCUCCUUUCCCCUGCUACACUGGCUCUUCUCCAGGAGGGGUGGUCCUGGCCCAUGAGUCCCCAAGCUUGGGGUCUAAUCGUGGGACUAGUCGCUUGCUCCGUUGCCGCUUUCUUAGGAAUGACCCAUGCACUCACUCGUCUGCAUCCAGCCGUAGUUUCAGCUUCGCAAAGUGUUGAGUUGCCACUCGCCAUGCUCCUCUAUCUUGCCAUCUUGCCAGAACCACCUUCCGCACUUGAAAUAAUUGGGAAUGUUUUUGUUUUGAUAAGUGUGAGCUGGAUGGUGGCCAUGAAGCUGCUGCCGUCACGAGUUGCGCCCAGGCGCCAGAGAGAGGAGUAUGAAGAGAUCCUGGAUUCUCCCAUUAAAUAG